Messenger RNA from Rhinopithecus roxellana (golden snub-nosed monkey), 1489 nucleotides. RefSeq names its product geranylgeranyl diphosphate synthase 1 (gene GGPS1). Gene Ontology annotation, biological process: isoprenoid biosynthetic process. Gene Ontology annotation, molecular function: prenyltransferase activity. The coding region runs from base 261 to 1163 and encodes 300 amino acids. NCBI's taxonomy places the organism in Eukaryota, Metazoa, Chordata, Mammalia, Primates, Cercopithecidae. The record is from RefSeq and is a predicted model, not a curated record. The transcript is spliced from 4 exons.
AGUAGGGAGGCGGCAACGACGCCUGCGCAGUGUGACCGGGAUGGCGCAUUUUCUUGCACCGAGUAAUGCGGUGUCGCUGGCGGCUGAGGAGGGCGGAGAGUUAUGUGGUGAAGUAGUGGGAGGGAUUCAUGUAGGCAUAGGGAAGAGCCUAAGUCCACAUUAUAAAAUAGGAAGUUAAUGCGGGGUACAGCUACUCCCGGACCGGCGGCGUGAAAGUCGUGAUAUCAUCGUUGAACUAUUGGCUUUGAAGUUUAAAUCCAAUGGAGAAGACUCAAGAAACAGUCCAAAGAAUUCUUCUAGAACCGUAUAAAUACUUACUUCAGUUACCAGGUAAACAAGUGAGAACCAAACUUUCACAGGCAUUUAAUCAUUGGCUGAAAGUUCCAGAGGACAAGCUACAGAUUAUUAUUGAAGUGACAGAAAUGUUGCAUAAUGCCAGUUUACUCAUUGAUGAUAUCGAAGACAACUCAAAACUCCGACGUGGCUUUCCAGUGGCCCACAGCAUCUAUGGAAUCCCAUCUGUCAUCAAUUCUGCAAAUUACGUAUAUUUCCUUGGCUUGGAGAAAGUCUUAACCCUUGAUCACCCAGAUGCAGUGAAGCUUUUUACCCGCCAGCUUUUGGAACUCCAUCAGGGACAAGGCCUAGAUAUUUACUGGAGGGAUAAUUACACUUGUCCCACUGAAGAAGAAUAUAAAGCUAUGGUGCUGCAGAAAACAGGUGGACUGUUUGGAUUAGCAGUAGGUCUCAUGCAGUUGUUCUCUGAUUACAAGGAAGAUUUAAAACCACUACUUAAUACACUUGGGCUCUUUUUCCAAAUUAGGGAUGAUUAUGCUAAUCUGCACUCCAAAGAAUAUAGUGAAAACAAAAGUUUUUGUGAAGAUCUAACAGAGGGAAAGUUCUCAUUUCCUACUAUUCAUGCUAUUUGGUCGAGGCCUGAAAGUACCCAGGUGCAGAAUAUCUUGCGCCAGAGAACAGAAAACAUAGAUAUUAAAAAAUACUGUGUACAUUAUCUUGAGGAUGUAGGUUCUUUUGAAUAUACUCGUAAUACUCUUAGAGAGCUUGAAUCUAAAGCCUAUAAACAGAUUGAUGCACGUGGUGGGAACCCUGAGCUAGUAGCCCUAAUAAAGCACUUAAGUAAGAUGUUCAAAGAAGAAAAUGAAUAAUGUUAAGCCAUUCUUGACUGGGCCUCAUAGCUUAUUUUAGUCAAUUUUUUUUGUCUUUUAGCCUUAACCACCUUCUAAAAAAUUUGUUAUUCUCCAGAAACAGAAUAAAUAGGUGAGUAGGGGUGAUGCAAGUGAAUUCGUUUUCAUUUAAAAGCCCCUCUGUACAGAUAAUCAAAAUUCAAAGUUGAAAGAAUCAAAAGAAGCCACAGUUAUGUAGGUCUGAUUUGAAUGUCAUAAUUGCAGUGACAGGACAUUACCACCAGCUCUACCCUACUAUCAUUAAUGUUGUGUUUAUUCCGUCAAUAAAAAAGACUCGCUUCCAGGAA